Rhopalosiphum padi (bird cherry-oat aphid) is the source of this 2176-nucleotide messenger RNA. It is a transcript of the gene HDAC3, whose product is annotated as histone deacetylase 3. Lineage: Eukaryota; Metazoa; Arthropoda; Insecta; Hemiptera; Aphididae. The transcript has 3 exons. Gene Ontology annotation, molecular function: histone deacetylase activity. Bases 229 to 1530 code for a protein of 433 amino acids. The record is from RefSeq and is a predicted model, not a curated record.
AACUUCUGAACCUUCAAUUCCGUCGGUGCGGGACUGCAACAGAAUGAAUUUGUUGUUGUUGUUAGAUUGUUAAGUGUACUAAAAGAAAAUAAUUAAUGCUAUUCAAUUGAAUAUAGUUUUUGUUUUAUGUUAAUUUAAAUUCAAGUGAAAUGCGAUCGAAUACGAUCGUUUUGGAGUCAACCGCUGUGUUAUCUACGAAUUUCGGAAUGUUCUAAUACUGCCAUCGAAAUGUCUAAUAAGCGUGUGUUUUAUUUUUACAACCCCGACGUAGGCAAUUUUCACUAUGGGCCAGCACACCCCAUGAAGCCACAUCGUUUGUCGGUUAUACACAGUUUGGUAUUAAACUAUGGUCUCUACAAUAAAAUGAAAAUAUAUCGGCCGUAUCGUGCUAGUGCUCACGACAUGUGCCGGUUCCAUCACGAUGAGUACAUUGAGUUCCUUCAGAGAGUAACGCCACAAAACCUGACAACUUACAGCAAAUACUUGAAUCAUUUUAAUGUGGGCGAAGACUGUCCAGUAUUCGAAGGUCUAUAUGAUUUUUGUUCCAUGUACACGGGUGCUUCGCUAGAUGGGGCGAUGAAACUAAACAAAAACUGUUGUGAUAUUGCUAUCAACUGGUCAGGUGGUCUUCAUCAUGCCAAAAAGUUUGAAGCCUCUGGUUUUUGUUAUGUAAAUGAUAUUGUAAUUGCUAUUUUGGAACUAUUAAAAUACCAUCCAAGAGUUUUGUAUAUCGAUAUUGACGUACAUCAUGGUGAUGGUGUCCAAGAAGCAUUUUAUUUAACAGAUCGUGUAAUGACUGUAUCGUUUCAUAAGUAUGGUAACUGGUUUUUUCCUGGUACUGGUGACAUGUAUGAGAUUGGAGCAGAUGUUGGAAGAUAUUAUUCUGUAAAUGUCCCUUUAAAAGAAGGGAUUGAUGAUUUUAGCUAUUCACAAGUAUUCAAACCUGUAAUUCAACAUGUGAUGGAUCUCUAUCAACCUACAGCAAUUGUUCUUCAAUGUGGUGCAGAUUCAUUAAAUGGUGAUCGUUUGGGUUGUUUUAAUCUAAGUACCAAAGGACACGGAGAAUGUGUUAAAUUUAUUAAAGAUUUGAAUGUACCUCUUUUAACUGUUGGCGGUGGAGGGUAUACUUUAAGAAAUGUUGCUCGGUGUUGGACUUAUGAAACAUCUCUUUUGAUUGAUGAAGAAAUUAGUAAUACAAUUCCUGAACAUGAAUAUCGUGACUAUUUUGCUCCAGACUUUUUAUUACAUCCUGAAGUUGUAACACGACAAGAAAAUGCCAACAGUAAACAAUACUUAGAACUUAUUGUUAAACAUACCUAUGAUAACCUUAAAAUGGUACAACACUCGCCAAGUGUACAAAUUCAAAAUGUACCUGGUGAUGCGCUUCCUACAGAGGAAUUUAAUGCUAUCGCUUUAGAUGAAGUUGAUCCAGACGUAAGACAAUCACAGGUUGAACUUGAUCGGAGAGUUGAUGCACCAAAUGAAUUUUAUCAAGAUGAUAAAGAUCAGGAUUCUGAUGAAACUAGAUAGUUAUUUAAAUUGAUUACUUAAUGGUAAUUUUUAACAUUUUUUUCAAUAUUUGUUAUGAGUAUAAAUAUAUUUAAACAUAUCAGGGUAAACAUGUCAUUAAACUGAUAAAAAAUGUUUAAUAUUCAAGUAUAUUUGUUUUUAACAAUAGUAUAUUAAAAGAAAUAAAAAUAAUAAUUGUCUCAUGUAUGUAUUGUAAUGUUAUAAUUUUUUUUUUUUAAUUAUGUAAUGUGUUAUGAGUUCUACAUCAAAAUUUAAAAUCAUAUUAUUUUUCUUUUAAUGUUCAUGUAAAAAAUAAUCAGACUAAUAUACAGUAUGAUUAACAAAGUAUUUUUUACUAAUUUGUUGUUGGUAACAAAUAUUAUUGUUUUAAGGCAUUUGUAUAUCAACUGUCAAUAUAUUUGUCAGUAUUCAUAAUGUUAAUAUUUACAUAUUAAAUAAGAUGUUUAAUAAGUUUAGAUUUAUUCAUAAUCAUUUUCUCAAAUAAUUGUAUAAGGAAGUCGAACGGGUUUUUUUUACCAUUUAUAAAAUAUAAUUUUGUUUUAUUAUAGAAAGAAUGGAACAUUUUUUAAAAUGAUGUAUCUAUAUGCUGUAUUAUUUCUAUGUAUAUAUAACUUGUAAGAUAGUAAAUUAUAAUUUAUUUUUUUAA